This is a messenger RNA of Lepus europaeus (European hare), 753 nucleotides long. Its product is annotated as proline-rich protein 23A-like. NCBI's taxonomy places the organism in Eukaryota, Metazoa, Chordata, Mammalia, Lagomorpha, Leporidae. The transcript has a single exon. Bases 1 to 753 code for a protein of 250 amino acids. The record is from RefSeq and is a predicted model, not a curated record.
AUGAGGGGCGUCCGGCCCCGCAGCCCCAGCGCCUGCCCUGAGCCCGCGGGGCCCCCGCCGCCCGGAGCGCCUGGAGCGCCUGGAGUGCCCGGAGCCCCCGGCCCUGCCAAGCGCCGCCGAGUGCAGGAGCCCGUGGCCGCCGAGCCCCGACCCCAGCCCGGCCUCCCGGCCCCGCCCGCGCCCCCGCCCGCCGCCGCGCCGCUCACCUCCAUCGUGGUCCUGGCCGCCGGCUGCGCCCUGCAGGUGCCGCUGGACCACGUCGACCUGCUGCUGGAGCCCGCGCCCACGUCGGUCCUCAGCGUGUCUCUGCCCGGCCACACGCUGCUGCUGGUCCCCGAGGGCCUCCUGGAGGCCGCCGGCCAGUGCCGCUCGCCGGGCGGCCUGGCGCUACCCGCUGUCCUGGACGCCGCGGCCGAGGACGUCGUGCUGCAGCAGGGAUUCGUGUGCGCAGCCCCCACGGAGAUGGCCGGCCAGGGAGAGGCCUCGGAAGACCACGCCGACCCCGAGCUGCUCCUGGCGUUCCGCGGGGAGCCUGCAGCCGGCUGGGCCGCAGGGCUCUGCCUGGGCGCUGCAAGGGGCUCCAGCCGCGGCUCGGGCUUCGACCUGGACUUCGAGCUGUGGCGGCCGCUGCCCGGCUCUCCGCUCCAGCCUCUGCCUCCGUCUCCCAGUCCAGGGCCCCCGGAGCCCCCGGGGCGCCCGCAGCGCCCUCCUCGGCCCGCCUGCAAGGCCCGGAGACGCCUGUUCCAGGAAUGA